AUGGCGGCGGCGGACCUGCAGGAGCUGCGGGCGCUGGUGGAGCGGGCGGGCGGCCGGCGGGCAGUACUGCUGGUGGCCGAGGUGGCGGAGGGGGCCCCAGCGGCGCGCGCUGUGGGCGUCCUGCUGCCCGGCGGGGACGGGGAGGACGCGGCGGUGCUGGACGCGGCGCUGCGGCGGCACUUCCCGGCGCCCGGCACGGUGCAGGCGGCCCGGUACAGCCCGGGCAGCCCCGGCGACUGCCGUGCCGCCGCCUGCCGCGCCCUGCGGGCUGCCCUGCAGCACCCCGCAGAAGACAUGAAAGACAGGGAGAGGUGGAGGUUGCCAUCCUUUCUGCAGUGCAUUUCUUGGAACCAGAGGAGCUGCAGAAAAGAUUACAAAGCAAAAGCUGAAAACAACAUUCAUGAAGAUGGCCUGCAGGACCCUGAGGAAGAAGUGGCUCUGGCCAGCCUUUCCCCCAAUGGGAACUGUGAAGAAGCUGCUGGAGGCACAGGCACCUAGAGCUGCUGGGCAUCCAGCACAGUCCACAGCCCAGACCUGCCCAGGGGAUUUGGAGCAAGGGGAGGAGGAGCUGGUGCAGGCCCUCUCCUCCAAGGACACACAGCUCCAGGGAAAAGCUGCUUGGCUGAACUCGUCAGGGUGUUUUGAGCUGCCAGCAGCACUGAGGGGCUGUGCCAGAGAGCCAUUCCCUGCUGCCCCGGGGCACUUGGAGCUGCAGCUGGACACUGGGCCUCUGAGAAGCCCUUUGGGGAUGUAGCUCACAGCCCGGGCAAUCCGACGUUGGGACUUUGAGUGUGAAAUGCAGCCGCCUGUUUGAAGAAUGAGAAAUGUUUUCUGAUUCUGAGCAAAGCUCCCUGCUGAGGUUGCUGGGGCUGGCCUCCCUGGCAGACUGAUUCUGCUGCCUUGUUUUCCUGCUUUAUUGGUGCUUGGAAGUUCUCACCCUCUUUGUGAUCAAAAACCAGACCAGAACAGAACAAACCAAACCAAACCAAAACACACAAUCCCCCCCAGCCAAGUAACAGAGUGGCUUGGAGACUGCAGUGGGACUAAAUGCGAGCUCUGGGAUCCACCAGCGACUGAAAAGGCUCGAAUGUAACAGUGUAACAUGAAGAAUGCAGCAACAGCCCAGAGUGGCAAGAAUAACGUGAAA
This is a messenger RNA of Passer montanus (Eurasian tree sparrow), 1147 nucleotides long. RefSeq names its product chromosome unknown C2orf72 homolog (gene CUNH2orf72). NCBI's taxonomy places the organism in Eukaryota, Metazoa, Chordata, Aves, Passeriformes, Passeridae. The record is from RefSeq and is a predicted model, not a curated record.